Molecule: messenger RNA, 1336 nt
Organism: Xylaria bambusicola
Lineage: Eukaryota; Fungi; Ascomycota; Sordariomycetes; Xylariales; Xylariaceae
Product: thiamine pyrophosphokinase
Exons: 3
Coding region: 221-1060 (279 amino acids)
Biological process (GO): thiamine diphosphate biosynthetic process; thiamine metabolic process
Molecular function (GO): thiamine binding; thiamine diphosphokinase activity; ATP binding
Source: RefSeq, a predicted model, not a curated record
GCCACGACAAAUGGAUAGCUAGGCUUACUUUAUCUCAUAACCGUAGAUAGAAGAAUACAACGUCACUUGACUCGAACAACGACAUGAGUGAGUAAAUGGGUGAUUUCUUCAUUAAAAUCUGGCGCCUUUUCUCGUACUUUUCUAUCCAUCCUCUCAUAACACUGAUAUCAGUGCUGCGGUGAUCAAUCUUUCCGUUCAUUUACUUACUUUUUCGUUCGAGAUGGGCUCAAACUCACCACCAGGCCCUGAGUGCAUAGAAUGGUACCCUGUGAGACAGCUUCUAGGAUAUCCCGGACACGAGUUCAUCCUCAUAGUAUUACACCAGCCCAUCCGAGAUCCCUGCUUAUUUGGGGAUCUCUGGAGCAUAGCCGAGACCAAAAUUGCUGCAGAUGGAGGUGCCAACCGGAUCUACGACCUAAGCAAGCGAGUGGUCCCUGAAAAGGGCACCGCUGGGAGUUCGGGGCCAUUUACGGAUCUCCACACCAUCAUAGGGGAUCUUGACUCUCUCACGGACGAGACCCGCCAGUACUUCUCGCGCAGCCGCAUCAUCCGCGAGAGAGAACAGGAUUCCACUGACUUCGCCAAGGCCGUGCAUCUCGCCCGCAAGGAGUCUCCCGGCCGGGACAUCGUGUGCAUGGGCGGGCUCGGCGGCCGCGUGGACCAGGGCCUCAGCCAACUACACCACCUGUACCUAUUCCAGAAGUCACCGACGUACGCGGAUGGCCGGAUGUAUCUGGUAUCCGGGGAUUCGCUAUCAUUCAUUCUCAAGGGUGGCGUGAGGCACCGGAUCCGGGUGCGCGAGCCAGAGCUGAAAGUCGCCGAUACCUUCCGCCGGGUCUCGCGCGAUCCCUUCGCGAAGCACGUCGGCAUCGUCCCUGUGGGCGAGCCCGCUGUCAUCUCGACGAAGGGGUUCGAAUGGGAUGUUCAGAAUUGGGAUACGGCCUUUGGGUACCGCAUGAGCACGAGUAAUCACGUUCUGCCGGACUCGGAGGUCGUCGAGGUUCAGGCGGAUAAGGAUGUGUUAUUCACGAUAGCGUUGAAACAGGCCUCGAAUGACUAAAUUUUACCCACAGGCAUUCCAUUUAUGCAUAAACAUUCCAUACUCUGCCGUUAAGUAAGGGUAUAUGGGAAGAACUUGCACAAUGGCCAUCUGGCAUCUAGCCGAUGACUACAUGGCGGAUCUUAGAUUGACGUCAAAAGCAUACUGCUAUAUCUCACUUGAUAGAAAUAUAUCCAGGAUCGGGCAUCUCAUGAAUGAAGAAUGUCUUCAGCCAUAUGAACCGAGCGAGUGGAAGGGAUAGAGAAAGACGGGGUGAUAAGUAGAUAGAGCUUGUGA